Molecule: messenger RNA, 567 nt
Organism: Meloidogyne enterolobii
Lineage: Eukaryota; Metazoa; Nematoda; Chromadorea; Rhabditida; Meloidogynidae
Source: the annotation of a GenBank genome assembly
AUGAACAUUUUUCGUUUAUCAGCUGAUUUAGCUCAUUUGGUAGCAAUUCUCAUUUUGCUAUGGAAAAUAUGGAAAACAAGAUCCUGUGCAGGCCUUUCUGGAAGGUCCCAAGUUUUAUUUUUGUUAGUUUUUGUGUGCCGUUAUUUGGACAUUUUUACAAAUUUUGUGUCAAUUUAUAAUACUGUUAUGAAGUUAUUCUUCAUUUCUUCGUCAGUAGCAACAGUUUACUUCAUUUAUCAAAAAUUUAGAGCCACUUUUGAUAGAAAUCACGAUACUUGUCGAAUUGAAUUCCUUGUUCUCCCCAGUUUUGUUUUGGCACUUUUAAUCAACCACGACUUUUCCUUUUUUGAGGUGCUUUGGACUUUCAGUAUUUACCUUGAAUCGGUUGCUAUUAUGCCCCAGCUUUUUAUGCUAUCAAAAACAGGAUCGGCAGAAACUAUAACUGCACAUUAUCUUUUUGCUCUAGAUUUUUUGGACAUUAUUGCUUUGGUUGCUGGUAUUGUUCAAACUGUUUUAUAUGCCGAUUUCUUCUAUCUUUAUGUUAGCAAAGUGGUCCAACAAAAGUAG